Messenger RNA from Galendromus occidentalis (western predatory mite), 2181 nucleotides. RefSeq lists its product as uncharacterized. The coding region runs from base 1 to 2181 and encodes 726 amino acids. Gene Ontology annotation, biological process: DNA integration. Gene Ontology annotation, molecular function: nucleic acid binding. The record is from RefSeq and is a predicted model, not a curated record. The transcript has a single exon. Lineage: Eukaryota; Metazoa; Arthropoda; Arachnida; Mesostigmata; Phytoseiidae.
AUGACAUUGGCCAAAUGGAAAACGAAUUCCAACGCGGUCACAAGCCAUCUUCUCAACACGGGGGUUGACUCCGCCACAUUCGACCGGGGCAACAGCGAUGUACUGAAGGUACUGGGUCUUCUGUGGGAGCCGUCUACAGAUGUUUUCCGCCUCGCUACUUCAAACCUUCGCAAGAACUUCGACCUGAGGACAUCAUUGAGUAAACGAGCUGUCCUCAGUACUGUCGCCUCUCUAUACGACCCGUUGGGGUGGCUGAUGCCAUUCACCAUACGCGGCAAGAUCAUUGUUCAGAGGAUGUGGACCGCAAAUACCGAAUGGAGUCAGACAGUAUCCGAUGAAAUUCGGGGAGACCUCGUCCAGUGGGUGUCCGAGGCGGAGACCUUUGAGCGUUUCGAUUUCCGACGGCGAUACGAUGGAAGUCGCGAGAGUCCAAUCUCCUACCGUCUCCAUCUGUUUGGAGACGCCUCACAACUGGCGUAUGCUUGUGCCGCCUACAUCGAGUGCCGUUUCGCCGAUGGAACAUCGACCUUCUCGCUGGCUAUGUCAAAAUCAAGGCUGGCACCUCGCGAUCAGGUGUCUCUACCUAGACUCGAGCUCCUCGCUGCACUGAUUGCAGUCCGGUUGAAAACAUUCCUAGUGCAGAGAAUGGAGGUUCAGUUCGAGGCCUUUCGCUUCUACACUGACUCUACCAUCGCCUUCCACUGGGCAACUUCUGCGAAGCCUGGCGGUUGGAAAACCUACGUUAGCAAUCGCGUAGCGGAGAUCCAGGCAAGCUCGAAGAGGGAAGACUGGUUCCAUGUCCAGGGAAGCCGAAACGUAUCUGAUCUCGCUACUCGGGGAAUCAGCGCUCAGGUUUUGACCGAGUCCGCGGAGUGGUGGUACGGCCCGACUUGGCUCCGACUCCCGUUCAGCGAGCAACCGCUGUCCCAACCAUCAGCUGUCGAUUCUACUUUCAACGAGGUUCGGAAGGAGAUUCGCUCGGUCGCUGCACCUCUUGUGGGUACUUAUCCUGUGCCUUUGCUCGAUCUCGAACGACAUAGUACCGCUGGUCGCGCGAUACGAGUGCUCACAAAUGUGCUCCGGUUCAGCCUGUUGGCUCGCAAGCUUCCGCCUCAGGAUUCAAUUACUCUUCACCGCUCAGCUGAGUGUCAUAUCAUUCGCUGGACUCAGUCUCAGUAUCUCCGGCCGGAGCUCGACGCGAUCCGAGUCGGAGAACGUGUUCCGAGAGAUUCGAAACUUAGCGCAUUUGAUCUGCUCGUCGAUGAAAACAACUUGCUUCGCAUAAGGACACGAUUGGUUGAAGGACUACACUACACAUUUGAAGAGAAAAAUCCUGUUGUGAUCCCUGGUAAUUCUCGUCUCGCAGUGCUCCUCAUCAUCGAUGCUCACCGAGUUAAUGCGCACUUCGGGGUUUCGACUGUGCUGAAUCAGCUUCGAAGGAGGUUCUGGAUUACUAGAGGCCGGCAGGUGAUCAAGUCAAUCCUUCGACGAUGCGUUGUAUGCCGUAAACGUCACGCGGCGCCUGCAACCCAGAUUGAGGCCCCCCUGCCGCAGUCCAGAACCGAAUUCCGAGCUCCUUUCGGUUCGACUGGAAUCGAUUUUUGCGGACCGUUCCACGUGCGUCACCGGCAAGGCACACAGAAGGCGUACGUCGCCGUCUUCACUUGCAUGGCGAUCCGCGCCAUUCAUCUCGAACUCGUCCCAUGUCAGUCGACCCCGCAGACACAUCUUGCCAUACGGCGCUUCUUGGCAGCGUACCCGGCUUGCACUUGCUUCGUAUCCGACAACGGAGCUUCGUUCGUGAAGGCGGCGACGGAGUUGAAGCGAUUGUUCAGCUCACUUCGAAAUCCCGCUGCCCAGCAAGAGCUAAAUGGUCGAACGAUCGAUUGGAAGUUCAUUUGCCCUCGGUCCCCCUGGCAUGGUGGAUUCUACGAACGCGUCGUCGGCAUUUUCAAGUCCGCCCUGAUCAAGACACUGGGACGAAGCCUCGUCGGCUACGAAGAAUUACGAACCAUCUUGUGUGAAGUCGCGGGAGUUAUCAACGAACGGCCAUUGACGUUCGUUUCUGCAGACCCGGAUGAGCUGACCGCUAUAACACCAGCACAAUUCCUCCGAGGAGACCCGAUUACCCCUCUUACGCUAGAGUUCUGCCCGUUGAUCGACUGCGAGGCAAUGUGGUAG